UUCAUGGCCAACGACUUGGGAAGGCGGUGUGGGUUCUGCCAUAGAGCUGUAGGGGACAACGUCAGACGUACCCCCGGGGGAACAGGUGGUAACUGUGGCAAGCAUCAGCAAUUCACUCCUUUUUGUACGAUCUUGUCGGCGACCAGCUCUGCGAGAAGCUGUAUGGAACAAAGGACCAUCUCAUUGCUCGCUUGUGAGCCGGCCCGGUGCUCUGCGUGCUGACGAUGACCACGCAAUUGCUGGCCACAGAGCUGGCGAAUCUCAUUCAGGAGAGCAAGCGGAAACACAAUGACUUACGACAGGCAGCGGAAAAAUCUCUAGACGACCUCAGAAAUUUGAGAAACACUUCUGAACAGGGUGCGCCUGAAGAGCUUGCCACCAAGGUCAACUUUGUCAACCCUUUCAUCAUCGCAUGUGGUACCAAGAAUGCAAAGUUCACUGCCAUUGCAAUUGUGUGCCUGCAGCGACUCAUUGUAGCGCGGGCCCUGCCGCGCUCGAGGCUGAAUCAGGUCCUCGAGGCGCUGAUGCAGGCAUCCUCCGCCGGUGCCCUCGAUGUCCAGCUCAAAAUCCUGCAAGCUCUUCCAUCGCUGCUGCAGAACUACUCCAGCGAUCUGAAGGGUGACCUUCUGGUGAAUGCCCUCAACAUCUGUUUCACAUUGCAAAGUAGCAAGAAUGCCAUCGUCAACAACACCUCGGCGGCGACCCUGCAGCAACUUGUCGUCUCUGUCUUCGAUAAGGUUGUUGUGGAAGACAAAAGCGGAAAGGAUACCUCCCCAGCUGGUGUUGCGCCAACCUCUGACGGCGAAGUGGAACUUGGCGCCGCUGCCCUUGAUGCUUACCGAAUCUUCAACGAUCUUUGUCUCCUGACAGAGAACCAAAGACCUGAAUUCUUGCGGUUUCAAGGCUUACCGCAAACCUUUGGACUGGAGCUGAUAGAAUCGGUCAUCACGAACCAUGCCUCUGUUUUCACCAGUCAUCCGGAGCAAGUGUACGUGCUACGGAACAGGGCUAUGCCGCUCAUUACGAGCGCCCUCAAGGGGAGGCCGUCAUUCGCCACAACUGUUCGCCUUGUCCGGAUUUUAUACACCAUGCUGCGCCGACAUAUCAACGUCUUGCCUGAAGAGUGUGGAGAAGCACUAGGCAUAUUGACUGCUUUGCUGGAUCAAGACGCGACACUAUGGAAACGGGCGCUUUGCAUGGAAGUCUUCCGCGGGAUUUUCGCUGAGCACAGUCUUUUACGUCGCAUCUAUGCUCUCUACGACGCACGGGAAGGAGAAAGGGACGUCUUGAAGAAUUUGUGUGCCACAUUUGUCCGCCUCAGCACCGAAAAGCCAGCCGUCAUCGGUCUCGGGCAUCAGUCCUCAGUGCCAGCCGCUGCCCCCCAAGAACCGGCCCAAGACCAGGCAGUCCUGGAGGCGAGCGGAAUCACGGGGAUCAUCAGCAGCGGGACGACUUCAGAGGGACCGCAAGUUGGAAUCAGCACCAAAUGGAGUACCAUCCGUGUGCCUUGUAUUGACCAACUCGACAAGACGGAACCGCCGGCCGUACCAGAGUCUUACACCUACAGCCUUAUUUUGUCCUGCAUAUCAUCGCUAUCCGAUGGACUGGCCAAGUUUGUUCUGCCUCUGACAGUCACCAACGAAGCUCGUAACAGGAGAAAGUUGGCGAAACAUGAGGAUGAUGUGGAUUCGCCCGCCGCGGAUGCAGAAUCAGGAGAGAGGUUGGAGAGGGCAGCGUCGUUCAAGAAGAAUCCCCUACCCGUCAACCCCUUGACACAAGAGGAUCAUCCGAUGCACUCAGAAGUCAAGAUAUGCGCUGCUCUCGUCGACGAGUGCUGGCCCGCUAUCCUGGCCACAUGCUCGACAUUCCUGUAUGCAGCCAUGGACUCGGAGUACUACCAUGGCCUAGUGCGCGCCUUUCAACGAUUUGCACACGUCGCCGGGCUUCUGCAGCUUGCCACGCCUCGAGAUGCUUUCCUGACAACGCUGGGAAAGGCUGCCGUGCCGCCCAACGUGUUCACCGCUUGUCUCACGGCUGGCCAGCGUCCGGGAACCGGCUCGGCGGGCGACGGCUCAUCGAGCAUCUUGAGCAACGCGCGUGGCUUGCUGAGCACCGACAACCUGUCCACACCGACGGCGGAGAAGCGUCAACCAUCCUUCGAUGCCCAGAUGGCCAUGCUCAACACGCGCAACUUGCUAUGCUUGCGAGCGCUUCUCAAUCUCGGUAUCGCUCUUGGGCCGACUCUCAGUAGCGCGUGGCGGAUCGUGUUGGAAACGCUGCAGCAGGCCGACUUUGUUCUCUUCUCGAGUGCGAAAACGCCUGGAAGAACACCGUCUAUCUACAGAGGCCAUGUCAACUCUGGAGAGCAAGAGGGAGGAUCCCUGACAGCGAACUUUGGAAAUGAGGUGCGGGCUGUCGAAACAGCGGCAUCACGGCUCAUGGAGAGCACCGUUGACUUUCCCAACGAGUCCUUUCUUCAGGUCGUCCAGGCAAUUCGCCGGCUGCUACAGCGAAGUGCAACCGACAAACCAGAUACAAAGCGGCAGCCGUCGAGUCAAGCGAACGAGAAGAUGCCAGCACUGCAGGCGCCAGGCCAACACCGACGUGUCUCGAGUUUCUCAACUGCGUCCUCUGGGCCCCCGACGCAGGAAGACCAAUUCGCCCUGGUCAAGUUGGGAGAGGUUGCUAGUAUCAACAUUGAGCGCUUGCUCGCAUACCCCCCUGACGAAUCGGGCUGGACCUUGAUUGUGGAGGGACUCGUGGAGAAUCUCAACUCCAAGAUAGACGCUACCUCAGUCCGCACCAGAGCGGCAGAGACAUUGGCAAAACUGAUGCUGGAGACGGCCAACCUGACCGAAUCAUUGCCCGAGGAAGCCCGGGGCCCCGUGCAGCUCCGUAUGCUGCAGGCGUUGAGCUCUGCGGUGGAGCCCCUCCAGGAGGAAGAUCGGGAGGUCUCGGUUGCCGUUCGCGCCGUCGACGUCAAUAUCCAUCGCAUCAUUCUCGAUGGCCUCAAGAGCAUCGUGGAAGAAUGCGGCGAGAGCUUGGUCAGAGGCUGGGAGGUUGCUUUUGACAUCAUUGGCAGUGUCUUCAUCCUGAAAGAGACGGCUGGGGACGAGAGAGCUGCCACUGAUCCCACCCUGAUCAAGACGCGGUCACCAAAGUUGGUGAGAGCCUCGUUCAGCUCACUGCAGCUCAUUGCUUCAGAUUUCCUCGCUUCGCUACCCAACUCAUGCUUUCUAAUACUCGUUGAUACCCUGUACAAAUUUUCUUCACAGGACGACGAUUUGAAUAUCGCACUUACAACCGUCACCUUCUUCUGGGUCCUAUCCGACUUUCUCUCCAGCAAGAGUGAAUCACUGAAGAUCACUGCAGAGCUCAUGGAGGAGAGCGAAGCAUCUGAUCUCACCAAAAAGGCCUCUGAUCAUAGCCAUAAGGCAUCGGUGCCUGCGCUCUGGAUGCUCUUGCUACUGCGCUUGACAGCAGUGGCCUCGGACGACAGACUGGAGCUCCGCAACAGCGCCAUUCAGACAUUGCUGCGCAUAUUCGAUGCGUACGGGGAUCGACUGAGUCCUGAAGCGUGGCUCAUUUGCGUCAAGUCCGUCGUUUUCAGGCUUCUCAUUGCUUUGCAGGUGGAGCUCGAAGCAGCGCAGCAGGGAGCUACUGAUGGCAGCGAGUUGAGCGACUGGACUGGGACUGCCGUCGUGGUGCUUGACGGCAUUUCCGCCUUGUUGGCCGACUAUCUCGAGGUGCUUCUGCAAAGCCCUGGCUUCGGCAAGCUUUGGAAUGAUCUUUUUGAUCAUUUAGCAAGCAUGCUUGAGUUUGAGAUUCUGGACAUCGACACUGCCACCUACAAAGCCCUGUCACGUAUCUUGUCCCGGGCCAACAGCAAAGGGGGGCCAACCUUGAGCCCCGAGAAUAUCGAGCGAGCUUGGGGCACCUGGUCUCGUAGCGUCCCGAACUCGAGUCUAUCCUCCAGCACCCCCACUUCAUUCAACAAUCAAGCGUGUCUGAGCGCCUACGUGUCCGCGCUGCGGCAAGUGUACGCCCUGAUCCAGAAUCAGCUCAGCGCAUCCAAAGUGGAACAGAUUCUUGAACUACUCAACACCACCGUCGAAAGGGCCACGAUGAGCAACUACAGCUCAGAUAUUGAGCAAACUACUCAGCUUCAAAGCGAAGUUCUCGAUGCGAUUAACAUGAUCCGUACUGAUGUGCCUGGCGUGCCAUCAGCAGUCAUCGAACAAUUGGCAGUCUUUGUCACGUUGGCUUUCAGCGAUGAGCAGACAAAUGCAGGACCAGGUCCUAGGUGUACUUUCGUCGCCUUGUCCAAGGCCAGCAUGGCCAUGAUGGAGACGCUAGUCAUCCAACAUGCAGCAGACCCUGACCUUGGUAUCUACACGAGCGGCGCUCUAGCUACCGCUCUUUCCGCGCUCAGGGAGCCCGUUACUCUGAAAUACCAAUUUGGGAUCAAGACAAAGCUCGAGCAGCCAUGGCGACUAGCUACAAAGACGGCUUUGUCCAUUCUCGAGCCAACACUGAGUCAACUGAGCAAGAUUGACAUUGCCAAAACAAACAGUGAUGAGAUAUGGACAGAGAUCGCCCGACUUGCUGCAGGCAUCAUUCAGGUGGAACCCAGUGUGUUGGAAAACGAGCCUUCUCUGGCAGAUGACGAAGUCUUCGACAUUGAAGCUUUCCACAAGUUACGAGCACUUAUCGUGCCCCUGCUAGGUACCUCGUCUGUAUCAGAGGACGUGCGCAAGGACUACGCCCUGAGUCUGUUCAUGGCCUCGACGAUACACCACACCCUACCGGCCCAAGACUCUUUCGACCAGCUCACCAGCGGCAACGACUGCAUGUCAUCACUGUAUACUAUUCCCCCAGGUCGUACUGUAUCGACCAAAUCACAUCCUCGGGCCAACAUAGCCUUCGUCGCGCUGGAUGAGAUGUUCAGCCUCGUGUCGGUCAGCGACACGACUGGCCCAACCGCUGAGCUUGAGAGUCGCAUUGCUUGUACAGUAGCGCCUUAUCUUCUUGUUCGCUGCGGAAACACCCUACGGGCAUUCAUCGCCGACCAGCCCUUGCGAGGACGCAUGCCCCAGCCACUGAGCGAGAAGAAAGAGCUGGUCUGGUUAUUGAAGAAGCUCGUGGCGCUACAUAGCCGGGUCGACGCGAUUCAGCCUCUCGAAAAUGCCGACAGCGACUACCGGAAGCAUCUGUUGCGGCUCUAUCCCCUGAUUGUCAAGUCCAUCGGCGUAAAUCCUGAUGACGAGGUUUCGAGACUACUGAGAGAGGCGUUGGAUGUCAUUGGUGGCGAGCUAGGCCUUUGAACGAACACAAAUAUACAGAAA
Messenger RNA from Emericellopsis atlantica, 5345 nucleotides. RefSeq lists its product as uncharacterized. Lineage: Eukaryota; Fungi; Ascomycota; Sordariomycetes; Hypocreales; Bionectriaceae. The transcript has 6 exons. The coding region runs from base 225 to 5324 and encodes 1699 amino acids. The record is from RefSeq and is a predicted model, not a curated record.